AGACAGCCGGAUUUGUUGUCAUUCACCGUCAUUUCUGCUGGUGAACCAAUGCCUGAUUUGGCACAAUACCGCUGACACACCCGUCCUCAUUUUCGUCUUUAUUCCUCAUCCCGAUAUAUAUAUCUCGCGCGAAUCUACGGGCCCCUCCAUUCAUUUUCACACCCCUCCUCAAGCUCGACUCCUCCUACUAAAGCUCUCUACCAUCUACGCUUGGACAUUUAUUCGAGUUUCCUACAUUCCAUUCACAGUCUCCAUCCAUUAUAGAUUCAUUUUAACAUCAUUCGCAUUUUUCCCAUCUGAAAAUGGCGACAGAAACCCCCGCGGGAGGGCCGCUCGAAGCCCGCAUAUCUCGUGCAGAACCCAAGACAGAUGCUUCUGCUGCAUCUGAGCCUGCUACUGGAGACACCACAGAGACCCCCGCUGCUUCAAAACCUCCAGCUGCGGAUGGCCAAACGGAUGGAGCCUCUGAAGGUUUCGGAGGAUCCCAACUACAGGAACCGGAUUACUCGGUCAAUGUCAAACUGAGCGACUUGCAAGCGGACCCAAAUAAUCCGUUAUACUCAAUUAAAAGUUUUGAGGAGCUUGGGCUACAUCCAUCCAUCCUCCAAGGUCUACAUUCCAUGAGCUUUCGUCGUCCCUCUAAGAUCCAGGAAAAAGCCCUGCCGCUUCUCCUAAAUAAUCCCCCGACGAACAUGAUUGGCCAAUCACAGUCCGGUACUGGGAAAACCGCUGCUUUCGUCCUGAACAUCUUGUCUCGUCUUGAUCUGUCUCCCCAGAUGGAGCUUGCACCGCAGGCAUUGGUACUUGCGCCCAGUCGUGAGUUGGCUCGCCAGAUAGUGGGUGUCAUCCAAGUUAUGGGAUCGUACGUCGACAAGUUGAAAGUUGCUACCGCCGUGCCUAUGGAAUCGAAUCGCAAUCAAAAAGUUGAAGCCCCCGUUGUUGUAGGCACCCCGGGAACUGUGAUGGAUCUCAUCCGGAAACGGUUAUUCAAUCCGCAACAUUUGAAAGUUAUUGUGCUCGACGAGGCAGACAAUAUGCUUGACCAACAGGGCCUAGGGGAUCAAUGUAUCCGCGUUAAAGGGCUGCUCCCAAAAAAUAUUCAAGUUGUGCUCUUUUCAGCCACAUUCCCCGAUCACGUCGUUCGUUAUGCCAACAAGUUUGCACCGAAUGCAAAUCAGAUUACUCUUAAACAUGAAGAGUUGACAGUUGAAGGCAUCAAGCAACUCUACCUUGACUGUGACUCUGAUGAGCACAAAUUCGAUAUUCUGGUGAAGUUCUACGGCCUACUUACCAUCGGAUCAUCAAUUAUUUUUGUAAAGACACGUGCUUCAGCAGCUGAAAUUGAAAGGAGAAUGGUGGCUGAAGGCCACACCGUCGUGUCCCUCACUGGUGGCGUUGAGGGCCAAAAACGUGACGAAAUCAUUGACAAAUUCCGCCAAGGCGACGCGAAAGUGCUUAUUACGACCAACGUGCUAGCUCGAGGAAUCGAUGUACAGACCGUAUCAAUGGUCAUCAACUAUGAUAUCCCUGAACUCCAUGCUCCGAAAGCUACUAAGCGUAUUGCUGACGCCCAGACUUAUCUUCACCGCAUUGGUCGUACUGGCCGCUUCGGCCGCGUCGGCGUGGCGGUGUCCUUCGUUGCCAGUAAGGAAGAAUGGCAGAUGCUUCAGGAUAUUAAGACGUAUUUCAACACUGAAAUCCAGCGUGUGAACACUCAGGAUUGGGAUGAGGUUGAAGAAGUGGUAAAGACCAUUAUCCGAAGCUCGAGAGCUGGGUCAAAUUUUCAACGCUCUUAAGCCUCAACGUUAUUCAACAAAGCAAAAGUGAUUUAAAGAGAUAUGCCGCAACUGUUUGUCGGUUUCCUUUCUCCGUGCUCUUUCGCGUCGACUAGAAUCCCCAUCCAUGACGGUGAUCAGUGUCUUAAGUCCAACUCUUGAAAAUUACUGCUUGAAACUUGUCAUGCGCAAAUGUUUUCACGACAGGAAGGAAGAGUCCGUAGCAUGAGCGGCUGUUUGCCCUACGCAUAAAUUCAUCCCACUAAAUUUCUCUCUCCUUGUUUAUUUUUGAGAGUCCUUUUGGUACUUCUCCCCCCUCUCCCAACCCCUUCUCUUGAUGGUCUCCUCGUAAAUCCCCCAACACAACAGUUCCAAUACUAUAUAUGCAAUGAACGUCUCAUAAGCAC
Molecule: messenger RNA, 2182 nt
Organism: Histoplasma capsulatum G186AR
Lineage: Eukaryota; Fungi; Ascomycota; Eurotiomycetes; Onygenales; Ajellomycetaceae
Product: ATP-dependent RNA helicase DBP5
Exons: 6
Coding region: 303-1796 (497 amino acids)
Biological process (GO): poly(A)+ mRNA export from nucleus
Cellular component (GO): nucleus; cytoplasmic stress granule
Molecular function (GO): RNA binding; ATP binding; RNA helicase activity
Source: RefSeq, a predicted model, not a curated record